This is a messenger RNA of Purpureocillium takamizusanense, 1893 nucleotides long. RefSeq lists its product as uncharacterized. The transcript is spliced from 3 exons. The coding region runs from base 161 to 1819 and encodes 552 amino acids. Gene Ontology annotation, biological process: transmembrane transport. The record is from RefSeq and is a predicted model, not a curated record. NCBI's taxonomy places the organism in Eukaryota, Fungi, Ascomycota, Sordariomycetes, Hypocreales, Ophiocordycipitaceae. Gene Ontology annotation, molecular function: transmembrane transporter activity. Gene Ontology annotation, cellular component: fungal-type vacuole membrane.
CGACACGCUCACGCGUCGAUCGACGACCACUGAGGUCACAUUUCUCAUCACCAGCUCAAACGCCCCUUUUUUUCACCACGCAAAAAUAAACCCAAGACCGGACCGCGUCUUUCUUUGCAACUCGCGUAGGGCAGACACUCACAGACAUCCCCCGACAUUGAUGGCGGCCAUGGAACCGCCUCCACCACCACCGCCAUCCGCGGCAGCUCUGCAACACCAGCAGCAGCCACCACCACGUCAUGAACAACAACAACAGCAACAACAACCCCCAUCCCUCCCCGGACGCAUCCUCUCCGAGCUCGGCCUCGCCGCCCUCGCCCGCGCCCCCCGCGACGUCAAGCUCCUCGUCCUGCAGCGCCUCGUCCGGCUCUCCGCCUACGGCGCCUCCACCCUCGUCCUCGUCUCCCUCCUGCGCGCCCUCGGCCUCUCCCGCGCCCAGGCGGGGCUCUUCAUGACCCUCACCCUCGUCGGCGACGUCCUCGUCUCCCUGCUGCUCGGGCUCGCCGCCGACCGCCUGCUCGGGCGCCGCGCCGUGCUCGCCCUCGGCGCGGCGCUCAUGGCCGCCAGCGGGCUCGUCUUUGCUACCACCGCGACCUCCUCCACUGCUGAUAGCCCGGGGAGCGAGGCAUCAUCGUCUUUAUCGUCUUCAUCGUCGUCGUAUUCGUACGCCCUCCUCCUCGUCGCCGCCGUCCUCGGCGUCAUCAGCCCCAGCGGCAACGAAAUCGGCCCCUUCCGCGCCGUCGAGGAGAGCGUCGUCGCGCACCUCACCCCGCCGCCCGACAGGCCCGACGUGUACGCGUGGUACAGCCUCGCGGGCACGGCCGGCUCGGCGCUCGGCAUGGUGACGUGCGGGUGGGCCGUCGAGGCGGCCACGGCGAGGCUCGGGUGGGCGCUGCUGGACGCGUAUCGCGCCGUCUUCGUCGCCUACGCCGCGCUCGGGCUCGUUAAGCUGGCCCUCGCCCUCGCCCUGUCCCCCGCCGUGGAGGCGGAUGAGGGGAAGGCUCGGGAGCGGUCCCCGGCAUUGACUGCCCCUCCUUCUGCUGGUGCUACUGCUGCUGCUGGCGCCUCGGCAGAGGAGACGACGCCGCUGCUGCUGAGCGCCCCUGGAGAGGGAGAAAUGGAAGGAGAAGAGGAAGAGGAAGAAGACGCCCGGGCCAAGAAGUCCGCAGACGCCAGCUCCCCGCAACGCUGGUGGACAGCCAUGCUACCGCCCCUCAGCCCCGAGAGCAAGGGCAUCGCCACCGCGCUGUGCCUCCUCUUUGCCCUCGACUCGUUUGCGUCGGGCCUCGCUCCCUUGUCCUGGGUCACAUACUACUUCCGCUCCCGCUUCAACCUCGACGAGGGCCGCCUCGGCUCCGUCUUCUUCACCACGAGCCUCAUCUCCGCCUCGUCCGUCAUUGUCGCCUCCGCGCUGGCCAAGCGCCUCGGCAACGUCAAGACCAUGGUCUUCACACACCUCCCCUCCGCCCUCUUCCUCGCCCUCAUCCCCCUCCCCUCCACGCUCGGCCCCGCCAUCCUCCUCCUCGCCCUCCGCGCCUGCACCCAGUCCAUGGACGUCGCCCCGCGCUCCGCCUUCCUCGCCGCCGUCCUGCUCCCCGGCGAGCGCACCGCCGUCAUGGCCGCCGUCAACGUCGCCAAGACGGCCGCCCAGAGCCUCGGGCCCCUCAUCACCGGCGUCCUCGCGGGGCGGGACCUCUUCUGGGUCAGCUUCGUGGCCGCCGGCUCCCUCAAGGCCUGCUACGACCUCGGCCUGCUGGCUGUCUUUAAGAACCGCGAGCAUCGUGACCGUGACUAUGCGCGCGACGAGGAGAACCCCUGAGGCUGGCAGGCAUUACCUUCGCGGCACGUCAUGUAUAUUGAAUACACAGCCAUUCAUCUUGCCAUAGAUCGUAG